Molecule: messenger RNA, 1667 nt
Organism: Anoplopoma fimbria (sablefish)
Lineage: Eukaryota; Metazoa; Chordata; Actinopteri; Perciformes; Anoplopomatidae
Gene: hspa14
Product: heat shock protein 14
Exons: 14
Coding region: 60-1580 (506 amino acids)
Biological process (GO): cellular response to unfolded protein; protein refolding
Cellular component (GO): ribosome; cytoplasm
Molecular function (GO): ATP-dependent protein folding chaperone; ATP binding; misfolded protein binding
Source: RefSeq, a predicted model, not a curated record
CUGGAAGCGGAACAAGGGCCGCAUGCGCGCGGUGCUCAGCCCUGCGCGUUCUUUCCAGCAUGGCUGCCAUAGGAGUCCACUUCGGUUAUACUUGCGCUUGCGCUGCCAUAUUUAAGGAUGGGCGUGCUGAUGUGGUGGCUAAUGACGCAGGUGACCGAGUGACUCCAGCUGUGGUGGGCUACAGAGCCACCGAGCAGAUUGUCGGCAUCGCAGCAAAGCAAGGACGGGUCCGCAACGCUGCCAACACAGUUGUUAAAGUGAAACAAGUGCUGGGGAGAAGCUUCGACGAUGCAGAGACACAAGCCCACAAAACAGAGACCAAGUGUCAGAUGGUCAACAGACAGGAGAAGCUUUAUUAUGAGAUCACAGCGGGAGAACGCCCAGAGUAUGUUGCUCCAGAGGACGUUGCAAAACUCAUCUUCCACAAAAUGAAAGAAACGGCCCAGUCAGCUCUCGGCUCCGAUGUCACUGAGGCGGUCAUCACCGUCCCUUUUGAGUUUGGACAUGCUCAGAAGCGCGCUUUGAGGGAGUCAGCUGAAGCUGCAGGCUUCCACGUACUGAGGCUGAUCCACGAGCCUGCUGCCGCUCUGUUGGCCUAUAACAUAGGACAGGAGUGUUCUUCAGGAAAGAGCCACGUCCUGGUGUAUAAACUGGGCGGGACGUCCCUGAGUGUGACGGUGUUGCAGGUCAACGGAGGAAUGUUCCGGGUCCUCAACACCCACACCGACCACAGCAUCGGAGGAGAGAGCUUCACCGAGGCUUUGGCCCAGCACCUCGCCGCCGAAUUCAAACGCACCUUUAAGCACGACGUGAGCACUAACGCCAGGGCGAUGAUGAAACUGAUGAACGGAGCAGACAUGGCCAAACACUCUCUGUCCUCACUGGGGUCGGCCAACUGCUUUGUCGACUCGCUGCACGACGGCAUCGACUUUGAAUGCAACGUCUCCAGAGCUCGGUUUGAGCUGCUCUGCUCCUCCCUCUUCAACAAGAGCAUCCAGCCAAUCAGACCCCUUCUUGAGAAGGCGGGAGUAUCCACCAGUGACAUUAACAAGGUGGUUCUCUGCGGGGGCUCAGGCAGGAUCCCUCGUCUUCAGCAGAUGAUCCGCGAGAUGUUUCCAGAUGUGGAGCUCCUGAGUUCAGCACCUCCGGAUGAAGUCAUUGCUAUGGGAGCAGCCAUGGAGGCCGGCUUGCUGGUUGGGAAGGAGGGCCUUUCCCCAGAGGAAGAGUCUGUCACAGUGGACGUUUCUGCCACCGACAUACUAGUGAAGGAGGUGGAUGAAUCCGGAGCAGAGGUGUUCACUGUUCUCCUUCCAUCGGGCACGCCCCUCCCCGCCCGCAGACACCACGUCCUGAGUGGAGGGGGGGAGCUGUCCUCCCUCUGCCUGGAGAUUUACCAGAGAUGUGUCAAGGAGGAGCCAGAAAAGCUAGCUAAGAUUGUCCUGAGGGACCUGCAGCCCAGAGAGGAGAACCACGACAUCGACACCGUGGUGACCAUGAAAAGGGACGGCUCCGUUCACGUGUCCUGUGUGGAGCAGAGCAGUGGAAGGCCAGAGGUCGUCACCAUAGCAGCUGCAUCAUGAAGCCGCCGGUUUGCAGUCCAAACCGCACACACUUUCACUGCAAAUGUUUAGGUUUUUUCUUACUCAAUAAACAUAAUUGAACUCAAA